Molecule: messenger RNA, 673 nt
Organism: Zingiber officinale
Lineage: Eukaryota; Viridiplantae; Streptophyta; Magnoliopsida; Zingiberales; Zingiberaceae
Product: 60S ribosomal protein L18a-like protein
Exons: 5
Coding region: 44-541 (165 amino acids)
Source: RefSeq, a predicted model, not a curated record
AUCGGACUUGACUGCGAUCCCACCCAGCUCGAUCCAGAAGUCGAUGGCCGGGUGCAGCAGCGACGCCGAUCUCUCGAAGACUCCUGCCGGCCGUCCGCCUCGGUUCCCUCCUUCUCCCACUCCCUACGGCACUUUUCUACCCCAGCAGCAAGUGCCGCUCCCGACGGCUCCUCUUCUUCCCAACCCUACAAAGCCGCCGCUGCAGUACCAACCGCCUCCGCAACCAGCCGACGGCUACCUCGCCAUUCCAGUUGGGUACCAAUCUCAGCCGUACUCCGCCGUUGUGGAUGGGAUCCCCAUGAACGCGAGGGUGCCUCCUCUCCCUUUCUGUGGCAUUGGUGUUGGUUGGGCCUUGUUUGUGGCAGGAUUUAUCUUCGCUUCAAUUCCAUGGUAUGUUGGAGCUUUCAUUCUGCUAUUUGUUGCUCAAGACUAUAGGGAGAAACCUGGACUCAUUGCAUGCUCAAUUGCUGCUGUUCUGGCAAUUCUAUCUCUGAUACUUAGUGCCUUCAACUUUCAUGUAUUCUGGUUUUCAGAUUAUUAGCUGUUGGAAGAAUUUAUUUUAUUCUAUAUCACGCUAGCAGCCUAGCACUUGUGAGGGGUUGUGGCCGUCUUGGUAAAUACUGCAGGGUUCUUUUUAUAAAAAGACUAGCAUUAAUUACCAACCUUUUAUUUU